CACAGCGACCAGGAGCUCCGUCUGCUGAGCGAAGUUGAGUCAACACGCCGGGAAAAAGCGCUGCCUGGAUUCAUGUGGCACCUCAACACUUGCAGUCCUCUUUACUGCGGCGCCAGGGGACUUUUAAUCAUUCUCGGUUGCGAUAUAAACCCGUUUUCCUGCAGGAAAUGUGUUGGUAGACACUAACACGCCGUAGUAAUUGAGUUGCAACCAUUAAACGCCCUGCCAUUAAGUAUACCUGCGGAUCUACUGCAGGGGAGUUUUUUUUCUUUCUUUCUCUCUUUUUUUAUUUUGGCCAGCAAUCGGGAUACUGCAGAGAACAUUUAACAAUAAGGAUCUUCAAACAAGUGAACAAUGCUCAGACUAGAGACCAUCAUUUGCACUUUUUCCAUGCUGUCUUUUGCAGCAAGAGCAGAUUUUAAAGCACGGAACUGCAGCGAGGUGAGGGAGGCUUGCAUCGGGAAAGGCUUCAGCUUCACACAUGUUCCUGCUCAAGAGAUCCCAGGUGAACAUCUUCGUGUAUGUGCACAGGGAAACACGUGUUGCACCCAAGAAAUGGAGGAUGGAUUUGGCCAACAGAGUAAACAGGACUUUGGGAAUCUGUCUGAUACAAUGAGUCAUGAAUUAAGAAGCACCUUUGUUUCCAGACAUAAAAGGUUUGAUGAAUUCUUCCUGGAGCUGCUGGAGAACACCGAGAGGUCCCUGCACGAGAUGUUUGUGAGGACGUAUGGAAAGCCUUACAUGCAGAACUCUGAGGUCUUUGCGAAUUUGUUUGCUGAGCUGAAACGCUAUUACACAGGAGGAAAUGUCAACCUGGAGGAAAUGCUUAAUGACUUUUGGUCACGACUGCUGGAGCGUAUGUUCACGCUACUCAACUCCCAGUACGUCAUCACAGAGGAGUAUCUGGAGUGUAUCAGUAAGUACACUGACCAGCUCAAGCCCUUCGGAGAUGUGCCCAGGAAGCUCAAGGCUCAGAUUACCCGGGCAUUCAUCGCUGCACGCACAUUUGUUCAAGGGCUCUCUGUCGGCCGGGAGGUGGCUCAGCGAGUGUCUAAGGUAAGCAGCAGUCCCCCAUGUAUCCGAGCACUGACAAAGAUGCUGUACUGCCCGUUUUGUCAAGGCAUGCCAACAGUUAAACCCUGUAAGAACUACUGCCUGAAUGUCAUGAAGGGGUGCCUGGCCAAUCAAGCUGAUCUGGAUCCAGAGUGGAACCAGUACAUUGAUGCCAUGCUGCUGGUGGCACAGAGGCUGGAGGGACCUUUCAACAUUGAAUCUGUCAUGGAGCCUAUUGAUGUCAAGAUUUCAGAGGCCAUCAUGAAUAUGCAAGAUAACAGUGCCCAGGUUUCCUACAGGGUUUUUCAAGGUUGCGGCCAGCCAAAAUCCUCAGGAAUGACUAGGUCUACCCGUGGUGUUUCGGAUGUGUUCAGCGCCCGCUUCAGGCCGUACAGCCCAGAGGAGCGGCCCACCACUGCAGCUGGCACAAGCCUAGACAGACUGAGGAUCAUUUGGAAUGCGAUGCAACACAGUGUGGUUGACAUAAAAGAAAAACUGAAACUGUCCAAGAAAUUUUGGUCUAGCCUGCCUGAGGCAAUGUGCGUCGAGGACAGAGUGACCGCUGGAAAUGCCAGUGAUGAGGAGUGCUGGAAUGGACACACCAAGGGCAGGUAUUUCCCUGAAGUCCAAAAGGAUGGACUGACCAACCAGUUGAAUAACCCCGAGGUGGGUGUGGACAUCACCCGCCCAGACACCUUAAUCCGUCAGCAGAUCAUGGCUCUGAGGGUGAUGACCACCAAGUUGAAAAAUGCCUAUAAUGGCAAUGACAUCUACUUUCAGGACUCAAGCGAUGAAGGCAGUGGCUCGGGCAGUGGCAGCGGCUACACAGAGGUCUACCCCACAGACAUGGACGCUGCUGCCAGUGAAGCCCCAGUAGUGGAAGCCGACCGGAGCGGCCCUGUGGAUGGCUCUGCCCUGCUCUGUGCACCCUCUGUAGCCCUGCCAACCAUGCUGGCCCUCUCAACCCUGGCACUCUACCGACAAUGGAGAUAAUGCUGGAGGAGCUGGCUAAACAUGGACAGCAGGGUUAAUUUUUUUUUUUUUUCUUUUGCAGUUUUUUGUAUUCAGGCAGAUUGGAGCUACAGUCGAGCAAACAGUAUUGAGGCUAACAGCCUCGAGGCUAAAGGAGUCUGCUCUGAAAAAAGAGCAGUCAUGCAUCAUGAUUUCCCACUUUCCCAAAGAUCAUGCAGUGCCAUCCGUAGACUUGAUCGUUUGUGGCAUCACUUCACCAUCUAACACAGAUGCCAACAAACUCUGCUUCAGAGAUUGAAAAGAAAAAGUAUUUCUUGCACAUAUUGCAGGUAUUAAUGUAGGUCUCCGUGUGGAAAAAUAUAACACGCACUUUGAUUGUUUUAAGGGUUUUUUUAAAAGCAGAAUUUGUUUGUGUGUUGAACAAUGUUGAGAAUGUGGUUAUUGAUGCAUCUAAAAGAGACACAAUAAGUUUACUCUAUGUUGAAUAUUAUAUUUUAAAACAAACACAAAGGAUAAUGAUCUAAAUCAGAAAAAUUCAGGAACAUGUUGUUUCCACCUUUUAAUUAAUUGAAGUUUUAAUUUGUUCCUUGUUCCAUUGUCAUUAAAUCACAUGCCAAAUUGUUGUUUAAAUCAGAUGCUGCCACUGAAUCUCAUCUUCUGUUUUACAGUAAUGUCAACACGAUGUUUGUUAAGAUUUUUAGGUUUCAGUAUAUCACGGGUUGAUCAUGGAUCUGCUGUGCUCCUAGCUGUUCACUCAAAUGGCUGAACAGCCUCCUUGUGCUCAUGUGUUAAACUCACACUUUGUUAAAAGCGAUAAGACCGACAUUUUUAUAUACUCAUUUGCCUCGCAACAAAUUAAUUAUCUGCGAAAUAUUUUCAUAUCAUGCUGGUUUUAUAGAUUUGGCUUUUGGAGUAGACAACUUGGACAGAAUUAUUACGGAGCAGUUACCGUCAUACAGCAGUGCCAAGAUAGUCAUGUUGGUUCUGUGUUGUUGUGGGGUGCACGGCCUGGUAUGCAAUCAAUUCAUUCAUGUUUGAAAGGGCUUAACAAAUUCUAAUUAUCACUUAUAAACAGUAUAAAGAAUGAUUUACAUUAUUACUUGGGGUGUGACGAUACAUUCAGCUCACGAGACGAGAUAUUGGGUUCACGAGAUCGAGACGAAACAAGAUUUUAACUAUAUUUUUAAGAAAACUUUAAUAAGGAAAUACAUGACUUUGUUUAUUUAAAAUUCACAAAAUGGAAAUUGAAUUGAAAUGUUUGAACUAAUCAGCUUGUAAUGAAUCACUUUUUUCUUUCAAAAUAUAUAAUUAUUAUAUGCAGUAUGGAGCACUGUAAAAGGUUUCCCCAUAUAGAUAGAUAUUUUAUAGAUGGAUAAUUUUGGUAUUUAUGGAAAUAACAACCAUAAAUACAAAAGUUAGAUACAAUCACAAAUACUAAAACGUAAAUUGUAAAGAGUAGAAACAAUUCUCAUAUAUAAAUAUAAAUUAAAUAAAGAAUCCAAUUAUCACAAAUUAUAACAUAUUGCUAAUAAAAAAAAACAGAAAUAAAAGUAAAUUGCACAAAUCCUGUAUCACAUAAAUACACAAGUAGAACAACAUAUAAAUUGUUAUAAUUUGGUAGUGUGACUCCUUUUACUUUUUGCAUCAUUAGGCUUCCAUAGGUGCGCUAGAUUCCCUGCUCCUCCUACUUCAGGCUUCAGUGUAGAGACCUGAGGUCAACUUACCGCUGCUCCUCUCCUCAUCUCCUACUUCUGACUGAGAUCUUCUCAGCAGGUAGAAGCUGCAACAAGGUUAAUGAUCCACACGUGACAUUAUAAAAAGAAGAAAUGGCGUGCGAAUGAGCGAUAGAAAACCGAUCGUCUUUUUUUUUUUUUUUUUUUUUGGUGCGCCCCUUAAUUAUAGCUUUGCGAGACAAAAUUCACGUCGACGAGAAAUAUCGUCGCGUUUUGUCUCGCGAUCGUGAUCGUGAUACGAGAUCUCGUCACACCCCUAAUUACUACAUUUCUGUUUCUUUGUCAUUAGGGUUUAUGUCUACAUUAAGUGAGUGGUUGUCCAGGUUUCUGCAUUAAGUGACCUACAUGUAAAGACACUCAAUAAUGAGAUACUACUGGCAUUAUAAAGGAAGUCAUACACAGUAAAGUAGUGUUCUGUAUAUGUUUAAAUGUACAUGUACAUUGCACUAGGAAGAAUACAUCCAUUCAAUACAGAAUCGCCGUCACCAAAUGAAGUCUUGCUGCUCCUGUGCUGUAAUCUCUAUAUUAAUUUACGGCAUUAGGGCUUAUAAUUUUUCUGCUGCCUCCUCAGAAGUAUUUCCACAAAAAUUUGAUUUUGUCAGAAGAUCCAGAAAUCCUGGAUUUGCAUAUACAGGAAUUGCAAGAACAAAGACAAGUUCCAUAAAGUGCCACUUUUGUGUGUGUUAUUAAAUAGCCAAAGCUUAUUCUGUAACGGUUUGGAUAAAACAGUUAUUAAAAUGUGCACCGUAGUACUUGAACAGCAACAAAAGUGAAAUACUGUCAAACAGUAUUAAAAAGCCAAGUUGGAAGUCUCAAAAUUUCUGGAAAUUCAUUCCCACAAUGAUGUAAAAGGUGAGGGGAAUUAUUAAAGAGAAGAAGUAGCAAACGGAACACAGUGGUUACUGGAAAUGCAAAGAAAGGGUCCCUAAAUGUAUCUGUAAAGCUUGAAUGGUUAUGUCUGCAGCACAGACAGGCUUGAAGCCGACCACAGUCACCUGUGAAAUGAGAAUCUGUGGAGACUGGACAGGGCUGAAUGCUCCGCUGGAGCUCCUCAGUAGAGCGUACUUACAGAGAAUGUGAGAGGCCUGGCACUGCUGAGGGGGGCGGACAAAACCAGCCUGUAUGUAUGUCCACUGUUCUCUGAGAGCCCGUCAGCUCCAUAACCACCAGGCCAGCUAAUCUUACUUAUCCAAGGAAUUAGCCUGUGUCAUACCCUUUUUGCAGUAUAUCAAUGAAUAAUUGUUGAGCUUUUACUUUAUUGCAUUUAAAUCAGCAUCAACAUAACAAAGACAAAAAUAUAUAGAAAAUAUAUCAAAUGUGUCAUUUAAAAGGAUUCUUUAUUAUGAAUAUUGAUCUUGCAGGAUGCCCUUUUUAUGUUUUGUAUCAUUGAAUAUUUUUGCAAUAAAAUAUUGAAAAUUGAGGUCCGGUCAGACACAUUAUCUGAAAAAUAGAAUUAGCAGGAAAGGCUGUGCUGUAAGUCAACAUUUUUUACAAUCAAUGCAUUGCUGUUUGAAUUUAAAUCCUAAGGAAGUCAGUUUGUUUGGAGUUUGAAUAUAACUUCAAACUGCAAAGGGUGAAGAACCAGAUGAGAAAAUAUGCCUUACUGUUUUUCAGUGCAAUUAAGAUGAUUGCAUUGUGUUUUGUUACUGUUCUUGAGAAUAAAUAUUUAUUAAAAACA
Molecule: messenger RNA, 5436 nt
Organism: Scomber scombrus (Atlantic mackerel)
Lineage: Eukaryota; Metazoa; Chordata; Actinopteri; Scombriformes; Scombridae
Product: glypican-6-like
Exons: 10
Coding region: 355-2046 (563 amino acids)
Biological process (GO): cell migration; regulation of protein localization to membrane; regulation of signal transduction
Cellular component (GO): extracellular region; plasma membrane; synapse
Source: RefSeq, a predicted model, not a curated record